Molecule: messenger RNA, 945 nt
Organism: Penicillium waksmanii
Lineage: Eukaryota; Fungi; Ascomycota; Eurotiomycetes; Eurotiales; Aspergillaceae
Product: NmrA/HSCARG family protein
Exons: 1
Coding region: 1-945 (314 amino acids)
Source: RefSeq, a predicted model, not a curated record
AUGAGCAAGCUCCUUGUUGUAUUCGGUGCCACCGGCCAGCAGGGUGGUUCCGUCAUCGACUUUGUUCUAAACGACCCCGAGCUCUCGAAAGAGUAUUCGCUACGUGCAAUCUCUCGGGACUCUUCAAAACCUGCUGGACAAUCUCUCCAAAAGAGGGGUGUGGAGGUUGUGUCUGCCGACAUCGACGACUCUCAGUCCCUUCACGCUGCAGUAGCCAACGCCCACACUGUUUUCAUCGUGACUACCACGGUCUACGAUCAGCAUCUCAAAUCUCGCGAAUUUCGGCAAGGAAAAGCAGCUGUCGACGCAUCGGUCGCUGCUGGUGCCAAAUAUCUCAUCUUCAGCACGACCCCAGCAUGCGAGCGCCUGUGGGGACACCCAGUCGACUCCUUCGAUUCCAAGGCUGAGAUCGAAAGCUAUAUCCGCGAACUCCCGAUUGGCAGCGCAUUCUUCGCGCCAGGAAUGUUCAUGCAGAACUUUCUAACCAACCAAAUCCCUCGCCCACUCCCCGGACAAGAAGGCGGCGAGCUAACGUACGCUAUUGCAAAUUUCAUCUCCCCAGACGCUCCAAUUCCCCUCAUCGAGGCAGCAAAGGAUAGCGGCAAGUACGUCGCUGCUAUUCUCGCCGCGCCAGAGAAAUACGCCGACUCAACAUUAUCCGCGGCAACUGGUUUCUAUACGUACCGUGAAGUCGCGGAGAUCAUCACCCGCGUCACGGGCAAAAAGACAAUCUAUGCCCAGAUCCCACAGGAGCAGUGGGUUAGCUAUCUUCCCCCCAACUACCAGCACUCAAUGUCAGCUAUGAUGUGCUGGGUUGAGAAACCCGGGUACUAUGGACCUCAGACGAAGGAGUUGGUUGACUGGACCGUAAAACAAGCAAGGGGCAAACUGACCAGCCUCGAAGAAUUUAUUGAGGAACACGCGAAGGAGAUUUUUCCGCAGUAG